AUGUCAUUUUAUGAAGGCGAGUAUUCUAUGCUUAUUGACAAAGAAGUCAGCUCAAUGGAUUAUUUCUUGUCUGCUAUAAAAAGCAUAGAAAAUAGGCCUAAAAUGUACAGUAUAAAUUGCAGUCAGGCUCCAAAAUGCUUGGGGCUUUAUCAAGGCUCUUUAAUAUUUGUGGGAUUAAAUGAUGGGAAUGUGCUGAAAAUCAAUAUAAAGGAAAAUUAUGCAGAAACAAGCUUUAAAUGUCAUGACUCAGCGGUUAAGUCUAUGGCUAUUGACCAAAAUAAGAAUGAAAUAUUUACAAGUAGAGGAGACGAAAUCAUUAAAAGAUGGAAUUUGGAUGGAGACUUACUAGAUGAAUAUAAAACUCAGUCAGAAAAUAUAACAGCAUUAUGUUUGGCUCAAAAAUUUAUUGUUUCAGGAGAUAAGGAAGGGAAAAUAUGCUGGGUAGAGAAAAAAACAAAAGAAUUAAAAAAUUCUCAAUAUGCGCAUAUAGGGAAAAUUAAAACUUUAGCGUCCAAAGCAAAAUAUACAGCUUCAGCCGGCAAUGAUGCUGUCAUAAAAAUUUUUUCAUCAGAAUCUCUUGAUCAGCUUUUUGUGUUGAGUGGCCACACUCGGGAAAUCUACAAGCUUGAGUUUUCCAAUAAUGAAGAUUUUCUCAUUUCAGCAGGUGGCGACAACACUAUUAGUGUCUGAGAUUUAAAUACAAAAAUGAUAUCUACUGUUUUUUCAGGCCACGAAAAUUGGGUCAGAACUUUUUGUCUCUGCCCUUCAGAAGAGUACAUAAUUUCUGGGACUUUUGACCAUAACGUCAGAUUUUGGAACUUAAAAUCGAAGGAAAGUGAGCCUGAAGGAAGCUUCCCAGCCCAUGAGAAAGCAAUCAUAGGUAUUUGCUCAUAUAACGAAGGCAAUACAAUUAUUACUGCCAGUAAGGAUAAGACCAUUAAAAUUUGGUAUUUGUUGGAUUCUGAAGAAAAUAUAAAGGAACUACAGGGGCAUAGUGAUAUGGUGACUGAUUUGGUACUUGAUGAGAAAAUUAUGUAUUCUUCCAGCAUGGACGGAAGUAUUUGUGUGUGGAAUUUACAAAGAAUUGAGAGUGAUCCUAUUGCAAAAAUGAUAGGGCACGAGAAAGGAAUAAGAGAUAUAGAACUCUCGCCUCUCAAAGGAUUCUUAUACUCAGCAAGUGAAGAUGGGACUAUAAAAGUCUGAGAUACUACAAGCAGAGAAUGCAAUGCCACUUUAACAGCUCAUGAGCAUAUAUUCUUAUGUGUAACUUGUAAUGAUAAACUUAUCCUUGCAGGUGGAGCUUCAGGCAAUAUUUCAGUCUGAGAUGCAGCCACAAGAGUUCUCAUAAAAACUUUAAAAGGUCAUUGGAAUGGAGUUUCUCAUAUAAAGCUAACUAGAGAAACAAAUAAACUUUAUUCUUCGAGCUAUGACAGGACUAUCAGAAUAUGAGAUUUAAUAGAAUUUAGACAGCUAAAAAAAAUCAAUGCGCACGACGGAGCAGUCACCAAAAUUGAGCUGUCAAAAAUAGAAAACUUUUUAGCCUCUUCAAGCAUCGAUAAAUUAAUAAAUCUAUGGGAAACUGACAGUCUUAUUGAAACUAGUCUGAGAGGGCACAGCUGAGAUAUAAAUUCGCUAUGUAUUUCUAAUGAUGAAAAAUAUUUAUAUUCUGGAAGCAAAGACGGGGCACUUAUCGUGUGGUUUAUUGCAGAAAGAGUCGAACUGGUAAGGCUUCAAAUGAAUGGAAGUAUCAACGCGAUUAUUGAUAUUCCAUAUGAAAGAGCCAUUGCUCAUACAUUAGACAAUAAAAUAAUUCUAAGAAAAAACCUAGACAGUACUACAGAGUUACGCUCAUACCCCAAAAAACAUUCAUUUUUAUUUUAUUCUUAUGUCAAAAAUUUGCUGAAAGGGAAGCAUGUCCCAUAUACAAAUCAAUGAAAUAAUUAUAUUAUUUUCCCUAUGAGAGUGAAUUUGCUGCAUAUUUAUGCUUAUUUAAAUGAUCACAAAAAAAUAAAAAAAGCGAUGACUAAUCUUUGUAGGUUUCUUAUCACUUCUAAAGGUGAAAACCCAUUAUCUAUAGCACUAGAUAGAAAAGCUUCAAGGUCUGCUGACGAAAUUAUUAAAAAAAUCGCCAAUAUUUCUUCAAUUUUGAGGCCAUAUGUGUUUCAUGCAAUUGAAAGCCAAAUUACAAAACUCCCAAAAUAUAAACUUUCAAAUAUUCAUUUGCUUUAUGAAGCAGUAUUCCCACGCUGGAAAAAGAAAAAUUUACCUAAAUUUGGUGUCAUUUCUAAUGAUUCUAUAGUAAAAAGCGAAAAUAUGGACAUAAAAAUUGAACAGCUGUGUGAGCCGCAUGCUAAAGAUGGCGAAAGUAUUAUUUUUAAACAAAGCCUAUGCAGGAUAUCAUUAUCUUUAGGCUCAAAAGAAAGCAGAAAAUUUUUGAAAAGGCUUUUAUAUUGUGAUGAUACUGAAGUAUUCCAAAUCCAAUUUAUCCAAGUAAUUUUGCAAUAUAAAUUCCAGCAAGUCAGAAAGUUGCUUUUUAUUCAGCUUGGACUCAGCUUACUGAAUUUAAUUUUGCUUAUUUUUUAUGCUAUAUCCUAUAGAUACAGCUUAUGGUAUAUCAUCCCUUUAAUGCUGAUUAAUACAAUUUACUUUCUAUUCGGAGUUCUCCAGUGAAUCCACAACACGAAGUCAUAUUUCAGAGACUUUUGGAACUGGCUAGAAUCUAUUAGGAUUUUCAUGGUUUACGUUUGCACUUGUUUAUCCCUUAUCAGCGCAGAACACAUGCAAAUCCCACUGACGAUUUGCAUUUUUAUCUCAAUGUUUCGAGUUUUUGUAUUUUUUAGAGUUUUUGACAAGACAAGGUAUAUGAUAAGAAUGAUAGUAGAGGUCAUCAAAGAUAUCGUUCCAUUUUUGCUGAUUUUACUUAUGGCUACCUUUACAAUUUCUUUAGGGUUUUAUUUGGCUAGCGAUUUCCAAACGAAGCUCCCCACCCAGAUCCUUAAUUCUUACCUGCUGAAUUUUGGACAGUUAAAUGCUGAUGAUGAAAAUGUGAUGGUUUGGUGCGUCAUUUCUUUUGCAUUUUUCUUAAAUCCACUUGUGCUUAUGAAUCUUCUUAUUGCGAUUAUGGGGGAUACUUUUGAUAGAGUUCAGUAUUCUAUGACUAUUGCGAAUUAUAAAGAAAUCAUUAGUUUGGUGCUAGAAAUGGAAGCAGGGUUGCUAUGGAGAAGAGGGAAUAAUCAAAAAUUUUAUAUUCAGCAAUGCUUAGAAAGAGAUGGGAGGACAACUAGUGAUACACUUUUAUGGGAAGGGAAAAUUAAAAAUAUUCAGAGAGAAAUUAAAAGUAUUAAUGAAAAUGUCAGAGAAAACCAAAAAACUCUGGGAGAAAUUUUGAGAGCUACAAGCAGCAUGGAUAAGAAAAUAAGCCUGAUGCAAGUACAAAAAAACAAUUUUGUUGAAAAACCUAGAGAAUGUUCUCAAUUUGAAUUCAAAGAUAUGACGAAGACGUUACUAAAAGGAAUUUUGAAGCCAAAAAUUAAUACUUACCCUCCCAUCCUCUGUGAGCGAAAAAAAAAUUGGAAAAAUCCCUAUUUUUUGCCCAAAAAUCCACCCUCCAUGAGCGAAUGAAAAUUGUUUUAAAGAAAAAAAAAUUGAUAUAUAAGUGAUAAUUAUUAUAACGAAAUUUUAGCUAAUUCUGUUUAAUAUAAACAGCUUUCAUUUUUAAAACAUAAAUUUUUUAUAAUUAAAUAAAUAUUUGCUUUCCAAUUUUUGCGAAUUGAGAUUUUUUUAAAUUUUAAAAAAAAAAUUCUUUAAAAAUUUAUAUAUAAAAAUUUUUAAAAACCAAAAUUAGUAAUCCUAUGAGCGAACAAAAUUUUUUUGUUCGCCUAGGAGGGGGAGUUAA
Messenger RNA from Blepharisma stoltei, 3895 nucleotides. NCBI's taxonomy places the organism in Eukaryota, Ciliophora, Heterotrichea, Heterotrichida, Blepharismidae. The record is from the annotation of a GenBank genome assembly.